AUUCUGAACUUAGAGGAAGGAAUCAAUUACUUGUGUGAUCAGAAUCCACAAAGUACCAUGUACCACCAAGAAUCAACAAUGAUCUGACGUGGCAUGGACCCUCACUAACUAAUGACUGUGUUUGUAUCUGUUUUGUUCCUUAAAAACAACUCAACAACAUGUUUGUUUGGUACUAUUCCCAAAACACUUUCAAGUCCACACACACCAAAUCUCAUCUUACUCCCUUUUCUUUGAUCUCUCUUUAGUUCCUUUCUUCCAUUUCACAUGAUCCUCUUUUCUUCUUUUCUCCCAUGGAAAAAAACCAACCUUUUCUUCUAACCAACCGUCAAAAUUUACCCUUUUCUUCUUCAAAAUCCUUCAACGAUUUCACCACCUUACAACCACCACAACCACCACCACAAUCAUCAUCAUCAUCAUCAGAAAUUCAAUCCUGCAACAACAUCACUCCACAACAACCAUUUUCACCUCCCAAACAAAAAAAACUCAGCCGUUGCAAAACAGCACCAGCCAUGUUCAUUCUUUCAAACCUUAAACCAGAAAACAAUCAUCCUCAACUACCUAAACCACAAACAAAUUCCAUUAUCCGACAAGGCAUUUGGCUUCUCUUAAUUUACCUUUCUGUCGGUGUCACUAUUUACUCUUUCAACACAAAAAAAUUCUCUGGCAUAGAAACUCACCCUGUUGUUGAUGCACUUUAUUUUUGUAUAGUUACUAUGUGUACAAUUGGUUAUGGAGACAUAGCUCCAUUAACCCCUUUUACUAAACUUUUUGCUUGUGUUUUUGUUUUGGUUGGUUUUGGAUUUAUAGAUAUACUUUUAAGUGGACUUGUUAAUUUUGUUUUGGAUUUACAAGAAAACACGAUUUUAACCGGGCUUAAAAUGGGUGCUAGGGGAGGUUUUUCUGCUAGGGAUUAUAUUGUUGAUGUUGCAAAAGGUAGAAUGAGGAUUAGAUUGAAGGUUGGUUUAGCACUUGGUGUUGUUGUUUUGUGUAUUGGUGUUGGGAGUUUGGUUUUGUGUUUUGUUGAGGAUUUGAAUUGGGUUGAUUCGAUUUAUUUGGCGGUUAUGUCUGUUACAACGGUUGGUUAUGGUGAUCGAGCGUUUAAGACGCUUCCUGGGAGAUUGUUUGCUGCAAUUUGGUUGUUGUUUUCUACUUUGAUGGUUGCUAGAGCUUUUCUUUAUUUGGCUGAGGCUAGAAUUGAUAGAAGGCAUAGGAGAUUGGCUAAGAUGGUUUUGCAUAGAGAAAUUACUAUUGAAGAUUGGCUUGCUGCUGAUAUCAACAAUACCGGUUUUAUUAGUAAGUCAGAAUAUGUGAUCUUCAAGCUGAAAGAGAUGGGAAAAAUACAAGAUAAAGAUGUAAUGGAAAUUUGUAAUCAAUUUAGAAAGCUUGAUCCUUCUAAUUGUGGGAAGAUAACAUUACCUCAUCUCUUGGAGGGUAGGUCAUGACAAAAUAAUUAUAAAAAUAUAAUUGUUUUAGCACAAAAGCUAGUGGUGAGGCAUAAUCAAUAGUGCAAAAAAUCUACAAAAUGUACAUGAAUUGUUGGGAGGGAGAUUUUGUACAAAAAUUAUAAUUUUUGGGAUUAGAGUGAAGGAAGAAAUUAUUAGAAGGUUGAUAGAAAGAAGAGACUCACCAUCAUGAAUAUAUUAGGGGCAUUAUUUCA
Molecule: messenger RNA, 1657 nt
Organism: Trifolium pratense (red clover)
Lineage: Eukaryota; Viridiplantae; Streptophyta; Magnoliopsida; Fabales; Fabaceae
Product: two-pore potassium channel 5
Exons: 2
Coding region: 291-1442 (383 amino acids)
Biological process (GO): stabilization of membrane potential; potassium ion transmembrane transport
Cellular component (GO): plant-type vacuole membrane
Molecular function (GO): potassium ion leak channel activity
Source: RefSeq, a predicted model, not a curated record